GACGCGCGGGUUCCUGUAGCUCGGGCGCGUUAACGGGUGCUAACGGGUGAGAGCGCGGAUUUGCCAGUCUGAUCAUGGAAAUAGAAUGUUCAGAGCGGGCCGUGUUUCUUGAAGAUCAAGCUUCAGCGUAGCGGAAAAAGCGCGCCUCCGGGGGGCGUCCGAAUUUUCGUCGCGGGUCGAGCGACAGAGCGACUGAUUUCGAUUCGAUCGAGCCCGAAUUUCGUGCCCUGUCUGCACUGUCAUCGACUCUGCCAUCAUUCUUCCCCUGCUGCGUCGUCGUCGUCGCGUGAACUCCGAAGCGUUUCUCUGUUUUUGCGAGCACGAAGAAGAAUUGCGUGAGCGAAAUUUCGGAUUUGUUCGAUCUUGUCGGGCGAGAGGGGUCGGGUUCGAUCGAGUUCAGAUCUCCCGGAAAGCGUUAGAUGAGAGAGAGGCGAGCGGUUUGAGAGCUUGCUCGAGGUCGCGUUUUCUGGCUGGGGCUCUGGGACUGUCGAGGUGAAGGAAGGCAAAGCUGCGGAGUGCUGUGUCGUCGGGCCCUUUGAAAGUUGAGGACGCAACGAGAUGGAGAGGGUUCCUAAGAGCCAGGAAGACAUCGGAGUGGAGUCGUCCACUCUCGGUACGUUUAUGCUGAGUUUGGACGAUCCCAUUAUGGAAGAGGGAGAACAGUCUGAGGACACCAGUACCGGCGAGAGAUCUGUAUUUGCGCCGUCAUCCAUACCUCCGCGACCAUUUCGAGAACCAGCAACGAGCAAGUAUGCCCCUCUACCGUGGGAAGGACACUUUGAUCAAGAGCAAAAUAUCACAAUUCCAGCCACUGGCGAGGUAUUUCAUGUGUAUGUGGCGGGAUCCCAGGGUCCCGUAGUAUUCUGUCUUCAUGGUGGGGGCUACUCCGGGCUGUCGUUCGCUUUGGCGGCAGGAAAGAUGAAGGAUAAAGUACGAGUUGUGGCAAUGGAUAUGCGAGGCCAUGGUCAAACUCGCACUAACAAUGAUGCCGACUUAUCUGCAGAGACCUUGUGCUCGGACGUCGUCAGUGUGAUAAACACGAUGUUUAGUCAAGCUCCACCAGCUAUCAUCCUCAUCGGCCACAGCAUGGGAGGAGCCAUAGCUGUAAGAGUAGCAGCACAAAGAGUACUUGCUACACUUGCUGGUGUAGUGGUUGUCGAUGUUGUUGAGGGAACAGCAAUGGCGUCUCUAAUGCACAUGCAAAAAAUCUUAUCAAGUCGCCAAAUGCACUUCCAGUCACCUGAUCAAGCCAUUAUAUGGAGUGUAAAAGGUGGAGGUGCGUUAAGGAAUAUCGAGUCAGCUCGAAUCUCAGUUCCUUCCACAUUAAUGUUUGACAACGAGAAACAAUGCUAUGUUUGGCGAACGCCUUUGCAAGACAGUGAGGCCUAUUGGAGAGGCUGGUAUGAGGGUUUGUCAGAAGCAUUUUUGUCAUGUCCAGUCGCGAAACUCCUUUUGUUGGCAGGGACGGACAGACUUGACAGAUCAUUGACCAUAGGUCAAAUGCAGGGAAAGUUCCAAAUGAUUGUCGUUCGUCAUUCUGGCCAUGCUAUUCAGGAAGAUGAGCCGGACGAGUUUACAGCCGCCGUUUUGAGCUUCAUCGCUCGAAACCGGAUUGGCACUUACGGGAUGGAGAUUCCCGGACUUCGCCGACCGAUUCAACUGAGAUCCAGUAACUGACGAACGACGAAUUUUGAUUCAAGCCUUGCAGAAAUUUUGUUAUCACGACUCACUCUUCACAUUUGCACAUUUUUGUGUGGAUAGCAUUUUCUGACUGCAGUUCAUGUACUGCAGUCAAAGUGACUGUGAUCCCCGGAAGGUGGUAGAGCCCCCCAGCCAUACUUUCAGUGUCGAUGCACGAGAUAGUCUGCUGAUAUUUUGGUCACCUCCUUGAGUCCCAGAUGAGCAUCCGACGAUCACAUGUGUCCCUGUGUAAGUUCAAUGAGACGGCGAAGAUGAAACAGCCACUUGUCAGAUGCUACAACCGUUAUUUUCUGUACUCAACGCACCAAUGUGCUUCAUAGUCACGUCAUCGGAACUCCGAAUAGCAUUAGUGUUGAAACUUGUGAAAACGAAACUGGUACAAGCUAAUAUUGUACGUCAUUGGAAAUGUACGUUUGCGAACGGUGUGUAUGAAAGUAUAUGAACGACAUUGUAUGAAAGUCGCUGUACAUUCAUCGAU
Marchantia polymorpha subsp. ruderalis is the source of this 2179-nucleotide messenger RNA. The record is from the annotation of a GenBank genome assembly. NCBI's taxonomy places the organism in Eukaryota, Viridiplantae, Streptophyta, Marchantiopsida, Marchantiales, Marchantiaceae.